AUGGCGACACAAUUUGGAACAGACGCGAAUACCACAGAGCUCGUUCUCACAUCCAACGUUAUGGAGCCCCUCUGCUACCAUGCGAAUCAUCACAUCAUUGAGUCAAAUCAGAUUGCUCUUUUCCUACUCCCCUUCCCACUCGCUCUUCCUCCUUCCCCCUUCUUUUCUCCCCCCUACAGCCGCCUCCCCGAACUCUUAGGCGCGGCCAAGCUGACCAUCAGGGGCGCGUGUGGAUCCGACGGCAUCGUCAAGUGCAUCAUAUGGGGGGGUAACGCCUUCCCCAUAUUCACCGGCGCCUCCCCCACAUUCUCUUCCUCUGCGUCAAGAUCCACGGCGGGGCAGUUGACUCUGGUCAACCUCAGCUUCCAGCGCGCGCUCGGAGGUGUCCUUUCCAAGUUGCGCACGUCAGUCAACGCCAGUCAAUGCAAUUUCGCCCACAACGUGGCUGCUGCUGAUGCUGGCGGAGGGGUGCUCAGAGACAACAUCACUAUGAUGAACGAGCCUCCCGAGCGUGUCUUCACGGACUGCACAUUUUACAACAACUCCUCGCCCGCCCUGGGGGGGGGCGCGGUCAACAUAGACGCCCCCACCUUCAACGCCACCGGCCUCACAUACGAUGUGCCGGCUCUCUCCUUCCUAUACUGCAUCUUCCAGGACAACAGCGCGCCCAAACACCUGGGUGGGGCGCUUAGGGUGGCGGGGACGGCCAGGCUGCGCUUUGAAGAAUGCCUCUUCGAUGGGAACAGAGCUGGUGUUUCUGGGGGAGCCAUCUACGCUAAAGACGCCCUCCUCACGUUCGUCAAAGUCCACCUGACCUACAACAAGGCGCUCGGCACCUCCACUCUCAACACCAUCACCACUGGCGAAGGCGGUGCGGCCUACGCCGCCGCCACGGGACGAAACCCCGAGGCUGCGGUGCGCUUCUGCACGUAG
This is a messenger RNA of Closterium sp. Naga37s-1, 933 nucleotides long. The record is from the annotation of a GenBank genome assembly. Lineage: Eukaryota; Viridiplantae; Streptophyta; Zygnematophyceae; Desmidiales; Closteriaceae.